CAGCCCAAUAAAAAACAUCUAAACCCCAGUUCUCUCUCCCAAUUACAGUCGACCCGAUAAUCCUCAGCUACAGGGCCCUAGAAUUCUAUCGGUCUCUGCGCCCUGCAAGCGUUCGAUAAAAUGCCUCAACGAAGCAAAACAAAAAUUUCGAUAGCAAACUCCUAAAGCCCUUGCGAUUUCAGUCACUUCAUCGUCUUGAAAAGGCGAAAUAGGCUCGCGGUUGCGGUUAUGAUAAAACGAUGCUGGUGAUUUCUCCCGCCAAGUUCACGGAGAGGUGCUUGCUUCGUCCUUGUUCGGCCAAAGGCUUCUUCUGUCAAAGAUCAUCGAGGGUUGGUGGUAUUGUUUCUCCACGACGAAGGUUUGGUUGGUGUUUUCAAAGGAAAAUGUCUCAAGAUCUGAAGAGAUGCAAUGUGGCUUCGGAGACUAAGGAGGGUAUUAUUCUGCCAGCAUCAAGAGAUCAUGUGCAAGAGGCAAUUGAUGCAAUUAAAGCUGAGAAGGUUAUCGCGGUUCCGACCGAUACUCUAUAUGGAUUCUCUUGUGAUGCCUGCUCAGCUCAAGCAGUUAACCAGAUCUAUGAUAUUAAAGGGCGUAAAGUGACAAGUCCUCUUGCAAUAUGUGUUGCUGAUGUGUCAGAUAUACCACGAUUUGCCACUAUUGAUCAUUUACCUCAUGGAUUGCUAGACAGCCUCCUUCCUGGACCUGUGACUGUAGUUCUGAAGCGAGGUGAUUUUAGCAUAUUGGAGAAGUCUCUGAACCCAGGUUUAGAUAGCAUUGGUGUACGAGUUCCAGACUGCGACUUUAUUCGCUCUAUUGCUCGAGGGUCUGGAAGUGCACUGGCUCUCACAAGCGCCAACCUCAGUGGGCAACCUAGCAGUGUUAGCAUCAGAGAUUUUGAGGACCUCUGGCAGUACUGUGCAUACGUUUACGAUGGUGGUCUCCUUCCUUGUGGACGUGCUGGUUCAACGGUUGUGGAUCUUACAAAGCCAAGAACAUAUAAGAUUCUUAGACCGGGAAGUGCAAGAGAAGAAACAAUAGCUGUACUCCAAAGAUUUUCAUUGGAAGAAACUCCUUGAUGAAGAAGUGCAGGUGGUUAAUGCAUGAUAGAGAUGUUACUUGGGAGCAAGGAAGUCGUUGGUAAUGGAGAAGCUUCUCCUGGGGGAAAGUAUAAAAUUGCUUUCAACAAUUGUUUGGUUUAAAAAAAAAUGUUCCCUUUGCAAUUUGAUAUAAAACUUGCUAAAUUAAAUUUGUAAUGCAACAUGAAAACCGAUGUUUAAGUUGAAAAUGGCGGUUCUGUGUGGAAAAAAAAAAAAGUAUUCUUCUUCUA
Asparagus officinalis (garden asparagus) is the source of this 1324-nucleotide messenger RNA. RefSeq names its product yrdC domain-containing protein, mitochondrial. Lineage: Eukaryota; Viridiplantae; Streptophyta; Magnoliopsida; Asparagales; Asparagaceae. Gene Ontology annotation, biological process: regulation of translational fidelity. The record is from RefSeq and is a predicted model, not a curated record. The transcript is spliced from 6 exons. The coding region runs from base 240 to 1073 and encodes 277 amino acids. Gene Ontology annotation, molecular function: nucleotidyltransferase activity; double-stranded RNA binding; tRNA binding. Gene Ontology annotation, cellular component: cytoplasm.